Molecule: messenger RNA, 1332 nt
Organism: Cucurbitaria berberidis CBS 394.84
Lineage: Eukaryota; Fungi; Ascomycota; Dothideomycetes; Pleosporales; Cucurbitariaceae
Product: cyclin-domain-containing protein
Exons: 2
Coding region: 1-1332 (443 amino acids)
Biological process (GO): regulation of cyclin-dependent protein serine/threonine kinase activity
Cellular component (GO): cyclin-dependent protein kinase holoenzyme complex; nucleus
Molecular function (GO): cyclin-dependent protein serine/threonine kinase regulator activity; protein kinase binding
Source: RefSeq, a predicted model, not a curated record
AUGUUUGGCGGCAGCAGCACGCACCAACGGCCGCAAGAGUCCACCGCCGUGCAACAUACUCCCGUGCGACCAUCGCCUUCAGCAAACGCCAAUGCAUCGCGCGUAGUUCCUCUCCCUGAUGACGUUCCCAUGGCCGAUGCGGCAACCCCACCAUCGAGCUCAACACCAGGCCAGCGGUCGCAGCAGCAGCACCCCUCAGAGCCUGAUCAACCACGGGCCCCUACACCACCUAGCCCCCACUUUCGUCCCCGCUCGCAGCAGCCCACGCCGUCAGGCACAAACCCUGCCUCACUCUCGCGACCUGUCCCCACAGCAGGGCCUGCUCCCUCGCAAUCACCGUCUCUACAAUCUCCUACAGACUCGUCGUCAGCGUCGUCGCCCCAGCGCAUCAAGGUCAAGAGCCUAUCUCAUAUCCAGAGCUUCGCCAUUGAUGAAUCGAGCCCCUUCUCUCAGACACGCUCUUUGUCACGGCGGCAGCGAAGAGACCCUGCAGAUGUUGGUCCACAGUACGAGAUCAGCGAUAUGCCGGUUUCGGAUAUCAUCGAGAUGGUUGCUGGUCUAUUGACCAAGAUCACGACCACAAAUGACCGGCAACACGACCAUCUACAUCGACAGAUACCACCACCAGAAGGCACAUCAGGCCUCAGCCAGCAGACAACCAGUGUUCUAGCCUUCCACGGCAAGAAUGUGCCCAGCAUCUCCAUCCUCAGUUAUCUCAGCCGCAUUCACAAGUACUGUCCUACUACCUACGAAGUCUUUCUCAGCCUUCUCGUAUACUUUGAUAGAAUGACCGAAAGGGUAAAUGCAGGCCCUCUAUCCGGUCUUCGCCAGGCUAACCAACAGUCUCUGGAACGCUCCAACUCUUCAGCAUCCGCGAAUGCACCCGCUGUCGAAGCGUCGCAACCUCCUCCAGCUACUCCAGCCCAAGCUGCCACACCGCCACCGUCUGGAUCCCUAGGCCAGCCAUCGAGGGGCCCAGUACAGGGUUCCCAGCCGCCUUCACCACCUCAGCAAGAACUAGACGCCGACACACUCAAUCUAUCGCACUUUUUCGUUGUUGAUAGUUACAACAUCCAUCGCCUUGUAAUAGCUGGUGUUACGUGUGCGAGCAAAUUUUUCUCGGACGUAUUCUAUACCAAUUCUAGAUACGCCAAGGUUGGUGGUCUGCCAUUGGUCGAACUAAAUCACCUAGAGCUACAGUUCCUACUGCUAAACGACUUCCGCCUAGCCGUCCCAUUGGAAGAAAUGGAGGCUUAUGGAACCAUGUUGGUCGAGUUCUACGCACGAGAAGUGGCAGAGCAACACGAACGACAGAACGGAGCUAAAUACUAA